Messenger RNA from Gracilinanus agilis (Agile Gracile Mouse Opossum), 656 nucleotides. RefSeq names its product homeobox protein Meis2. The record is from RefSeq and is a predicted model, not a curated record. The coding region runs from base 36 to 656 and encodes 206 amino acids. The transcript is spliced from 5 exons. NCBI's taxonomy places the organism in Eukaryota, Metazoa, Chordata, Mammalia, Didelphimorphia, Didelphidae.
UUUGACAGUACGAUGAGCUUCCCCAUUACGGCGGGAUGGACGGAGUAGGGGUGCCGGCUUCCAUGUACGGAGACCCUCACGCUCCACGGCCGAUUCCCCCGGUUCACCACCUGAACCACGGGCCGCCGCUCCACGCCACUCAGCACUACGGAGCCCACGCCCCGCACCCCAAUGUCAUGCCCGCCAGCAUGGGAUCUGCUGUCAAUGAUGCCCUGAAACGGGACAAGGACGCAAUCUAUGGGCACCCGUUGUUUCCUCUGUUAGCUCUGGUCUUUGAGAAGUGCGAGCUGGCGACCUGUACUCCCCGGGAACCCGGAGUGGCCGGCGGAGACGUCUGCUCCUCCGACUCUUUCAACGAGGACAUCGCAGUCUUCGCAAAACAGGUUCGCGCUGAAAAACCACUUUUUUCCUCAAAUCCAGAGUUGGACAAUUUGAUGAUACAAGCAAUUCAAGUACUGAGGUUUCAUCUUCUGGAGUUAGAAAAGGUCCACGAGCUGUGCGAUAACUUUUGCCACCGGUACAUUAGCUGUUUGAAAGGGAAAAUGCCCAUUGACUUAGUUAUUGAUGAGAGGGAUGGCAGCUCCAAAUCUGACCACGAAGAGCUCUCAGGAUCUUCCACAAAUCUAGCUGACCAUGUAAGUCUUGUUGAACUCUGA